Molecule: messenger RNA, 1251 nt
Organism: Neurospora hispaniola
Lineage: Eukaryota; Fungi; Ascomycota; Sordariomycetes; Sordariales; Sordariaceae
Exons: 2
Coding region: 157-1005 (282 amino acids)
Molecular function (GO): lyase activity
Source: RefSeq, a predicted model, not a curated record
UGCACGAGUCUCGCCAUGGGCAUCAGGGGCGGCGUCAGCCCGGUUCUUCACCUGUUGCCACAACCUCAGCUUUCGCUCUCUCUCUCUCUCUCUCUCACCAUCUAUUUUCCAUACAGAUACAUCCAUCAACAUCCUUCACUUUGAACGCCAACCCAAAUGGGCUCCAACGAUGUGCCGCCCGCCCAUUGCCCAUCAUGGGUAGUCCCCACGAGUACCGCUCUGCUCGGCAUCGGCGUGCUGUUCUGGGACGCGACCUAUAUCCUCAUGACGCGGCGCGCUUUAGCCACCAAAACCUACGGCAUGCCGCUCCUGGCUCUCGCCCUCAACGUUUCGUGGGAGCUCGUCUAUGCCUUUUACGUUAGCGAGAUGAUACUCGAGAAACUGGGCUUUGCCUUCUGGCUCUUGCUGGACAUUGGCCUCAUCUACACCACCGUCCGCUUCGGUCCCGAGGCCUGGCGUCAUACAAACCCAUGGGUAGGCCGGAAUAUCGGCUGGCUUUUUGCCCUUAUGACCGCCGUUGGAUGCGUGGGCCACUACGCCUUUGCUGCCUGGUGGAUGUCCGAGCCUCACCGCGGUUCCGGCGAUAAGACGGGCAAGUUCUGGGCGGGCCAGGAUGCGUAUGAUGCCACCGAAGUGGCCUUUUGGUCUGCCGCCGUCUGUCAACUUGCCGGCAGCGCGGGAAGUCUCGCCAUGCUCAUAACCCGGGGUCAUUCUGGGGGAACAAGCUAUCUGAUUUGGCUAUGUCGAGCACUCGGCACACUGAUCGGUUUGGUGUUUGCCAAUGUCUUCCUCUGGUGGUUCUGGCCAGAAGCUCAUGGCUUCGUCUUCAGCCCCUUUGCCGUAUUCUUAUGGGGAACUUCUCUCGUCUGCGACAUCUUGUAUCCUUUCGUACUGUGGCAGGUCCGCCGGUCUGAGGUAUUGAUUUCAGACGGUACGCUCGCGAUGUCAAGUGCUGGUCAGGCCACCUUGGCAGCCCCCGGGAACUACGAGAAGAAGAAGCAAUAAGGUCUUCGCGUCUGCAAGCACUUUCCCCCUUAGGUCCCAGAAUGUGCCUCUGCUUGAGACUUUCUCGCCUCCAAGCUGCAUAUACAUUCCAUCAUGUGCUACCUCUAUGGUUGUCGUCGGCCUUGGGACUCUCGUUGCGUGCAUGGUGGUACCAAGAUGGCCCAUACCAUUUCAGCUUCGCAUGCAUCAAGAGGACAGCCGGUAGUGGCAUACAUGGAUCCUAACGUAUAUAGCCCUACACACAGU